Molecule: messenger RNA, 3495 nt
Organism: Physcomitrium patens
Lineage: Eukaryota; Viridiplantae; Streptophyta; Bryopsida; Funariales; Funariaceae
Source: RefSeq, a predicted model, not a curated record
GAGAAGAUGUUGGAUGUUGUGAGUGUAAUGGGAAUGUUACGCUUACCCAAUUCUUUCCCCGCAUUAACAAUCUCCAGUAUUCAUCUCUUCUAUCACUAUGAGUGAACGCCAACCCUCCGAUCACAAGACCUCAUACAUUUUUGUUUUUAUUUUUUGUUGUUUUUGGGUUUUUUUUCGAAAUGCAGCAUGAUGACUGCAAAUUGUACUGCUUUCUGAACUCUCAGCGUCCAGAUUCCUUUUUUACGGUGGGAGUGUCAUUCUUCAAACUUCUGUUCUAGAAGGUCACGUGCAGAUGCGCGUACUCGAAGCAAUUGCCAGUUGGUUUAUUUAACCCAAACUCGUGGCCAUGGGAUGACACGCACGUACAGUACACAACCAACGUGCGUAUCCAGCAAUAAAUUUUCUCAUCGCUUUUGUUUUGAGAGAGGCCACUUCCUUGUUACAUCGGAGACCAUGGUUAGGUCCCAAGACAACCAAGGACCUGACAUUUGAGCCGCUACAUGUGUAGCGCAGUCUCGAAGCAUAUUCUAUGGGAAACCCCUCUCCAGGACCGGCGGUUCAAUCGACAAUGUCCCUCUCAAAAGGGACGCACCGGCGAACACAUUCUGUAGGCGACAAAUCGAACAGUAUUGGGAAACUUUUUCCUGGCACACCGAGUCCUAUAACCUUCGACGAGAAAUCGAAUCCUGCCUUCCUUGGUGGAAAGAAGAUGAGGACACGAUCAUCAUGCGGAAGUAGCGAAGUUUUUACUGAGGACCUGGAGCUUUAUGGAGCAUCUUUGCUGACAGCUGUGGCAGUAAAAACGCCGCUCAGCUCCACUUCAAUCGGAGGUCACAAAUGGGUGAAAUCUGGUAGCGUGACGCCCGAAGCAGCAGGACCCCCAAAGACUAAGGAAAUAUGCACGCCAUCUAGCAGGUCGGAGUCUAACCAAGCAGUUGGGAGGAUUGCAAUCUCUUUAUUCCGUUCUCCAAGAAAGCUUGAGCGGUCCGUGUCAUUGUCAAGGGUGCCUCAUAGAAUCAUGUCUGACGCAGAUAUAGUUCUACGUUACCGUGACGAGGUAGAUGAGUUAGAGCGAGAAGAUUUUCGAAGGAGUGUGGACAGCAGGCUUCAAGCAUUGGUGGGAAGUGACUGCCACUUCGGUAGAAAAUCCUGCUCUGUUCUUCUGGACAAGAAAAUGGAAAGUAGUGAUUCAUAUGAAGAAUCUUGCGAUUCAGUGCCGAUUAUUCCCGUUGGAAACCCUUCACUUGGUUCAAUGGUGUCCUCUGUAGCUUCGAGGCCAGAAGACGAACAUUUGUGUGUGGAUGCAGCUCACUUCCCAGUCAUAACCAUUUAUCCUGUGGAUUUGGAAACAGCCAAUCUACUGCAUGCUGAUCAGGUGACGGUUAGAUCGCUUGACAUGGAAUUUAAUCCAAAGGGGGUUUCUCGAAUGUCCUCGUUUUCUAAUGGUACUUCAACGCAUCUGCCUGCCUUGUCCAAAUCUGACCUCAUGGGACUAGACGCUGCUUGCGAUGAGCUAUUGCUUUUAGAGCUGCAGAAUAGAAGCAUGUCAAGCACACUGGUCGAAAUCCCGGACCCGAUUAUCAAUCAUGUGAAAGAUAAAGAGGUAACAUUAACACUGACUUCUCUAACAAAAGACUCAGUUGGUACUCAGGGAAAUGAAGCUAAUCAGAAUAACCGGGCUAUUUCGUCUUCUAACGAGGGUACUGGAACAUUGCUUACCGAGGCAGUGUUCCUAUCUAGUCGCUUGGGUGACACUAAGUUCAUGUUAGAGAAACCUAAAUCAAUCGUUACAGAUGAGCAUCAGAGUAAGGAUGUGGAAGAGAUCCUACUCAGAAGGGAGAAGGAGGUUACGUUGAGCAUUACCUUCAAUGAUCCUGAUUCAUGUCGAAGAAAGAGUACUGGCUCUGCCCCUGGACGUAGAGAUAAAGCGCGAACUCUAGCUGAAAAAAGAAAAAACCUUCUUAAAAGAAGGCGAAGUGUUUCUGCAUCAGACCUUGGUGCUCUUCUCGUCAAGGUUGUAUGCUUGACAGAGUCGGAACCUCCGGAGAAAAGAGCUUUCACUGCACCAGAGCCCGAGUUGUCUCGGAUUGACUUUUCCCAGAGCAUAGACCAACUUCAGCGACUGUCUAUAUGUCCACGUCAAGGUGCUCAGGCCGAGAUCACCGAGAAAAACAUCGACACAGAGGCUGUAGACAUGGACGUUGAAUAUGAGGAUUGUAGCACCGAGCUGACAGCUUCAGAUACAGAUUCUUAUACCGAUAAUGUAAAUGUGAGAAGUUCCUCCGGUGACAAAGUGGUGAAACAGCCCUCUGAAGAGAAGUUGCAGGUUGUGGAUUGUGGGUCGAUUAACUCAUACAAUGAACAUGACAAGCAAGAAGUUACAUUAGAGGCGACAGUGAUUUGUGAUCCUUAUUCUGAAAAUGAAAAUGGUCCUGAGUUAAUCACACCAGAUAAUCUCAAGGAGUUGGAGGUACAGUCGGAAAGGUUUUUGGAUGCUAGGGAUCUUAGCCUAGACCACACUUCAUCGCACCGGACUGAAACAAGUUGCGGCAGUGAACAAGAAUGGGAUGAGGCUUGCUCAAAAGAGAUGGUUAACAACCAGGAAACCUUGACUGAGAAUGCUAGUUUGGAUGCUCACGGAGUACUCAACGUAGAGAGAUUUGGUGACAGCCAUAGGAUAUCAAAAUUAAGCAGCCAUGGGUCGACCUCGCAUGAUUUGGACUCGUCCACAGGAUUGCAAGCAAUAAGAUCAGGUGACACUCUUGAAGUAAAGACUGAAACAGAGCACAUCAUAAAGCGUCCUCUAUUCUUGUUGGACGAGAAUGAGAAUAUGAUAACAAGAGAAAGAGCUCAAAGCUUUGCUUCCAAGCUACAAGUCUUGCCUAGACAAUCUCUAGACGAUUAUCGCUCGCCUCCAUCUGCCAUAUCUAUCUUAGCCAACCCCUCUUUCUCAAGCUCCCAUCAAGACAGGCUUUGGGAGGAGCAAGCAGAAGCUUAUUCCAGUGGAGGACACGGCACUCCCAGCCAGGAAUACGACGCGCGAGCAAUUUCAAAUGAUUUUGACGUCCACUCCCUUUCACUGGGCGGUACCUGCAACUCAGACGAUCAAAUCCACUCAUGCGCGACAUCGCUACGCAAGGAUAAAGAGAGAGACUAUAGUUCAGGAAGUGCAGCGUCUGGUUUCAUGAGCGACAGUGCUCUCAUCAGCAACGGCAGAAGACGAUUAGGGCUUGGGAAGAGCAAAGUAAGGCCUCGAACGCCACUGCGAGCCUUGAUGGCGCAGGAAUUGGACAGCAAGGCGGGUUCCACUUCAGGCCAUCGACUGCCAGAGAGGGGCCAUCAUUUCCUACACCACCUCAUGUCCCGCAUCAGGGGAAGCAGGAACUCAUCUAAACUGCCAAGCCUCAGAAGCUCCAACGCGGUGCCUAAGAGACGCAGCACCAUCUGGAGCAGCUGCAUCUGCUUCUCACGCACCCAAGUUGUGUAACCCACCCC